AUGUUUCUCUUUCUCUUUCUCUUUCUACCCCCACAUGCCCUCUUUCUCUCUCUCUCUCUCUCUCUCUCUCUCUCUCUCUCUCUCUCUCUCUCUCUUUCGCGCUCAUUUCUUUUUCAUUCUUUUCUCCAAAUUGUCUGUUUUCUUAUCAGUUUGAUUAUUUUUCUUCAUAUUCAUUUUCAUUCUCUUUGCAAUUUUUAUUUUCCUUCUGAAAUUUUCCUUAAUCAUUUCGUCAUUCAUAUUCUCCGUUUCUCAUGCUCUGUAAAUAAUCCUGUCUUUAUUCUUCUUUCACGCCAUUUAUCCUCUCUUGAUAUCCCUUUCUUCGGUUUUGAAGAUAAUCUAUUUUGCUCUUCCAUAGCAUUUCUCCGUUCUUGCAUUCUCUCCUUGCCCUCCUUGCCAAUCCCACCCACUUUCACACGUAAAAAAAAAAAAUUCUUUCUUUCUUUCUUUCUUUCUUUCUUUCUUUCUUUCUUUCUUUCUUUCUUUCUUAUUCUCUCAAUCCGUUCUUCCAUACAUCUUUAUCUUUUCUCCGCCUUUUUUCAUCUCUCGUCUGCCUUUUCGCUUGUCUUCAGUUAA
Messenger RNA from Acanthosepion pharaonis, 573 nucleotides. The record is from the annotation of a GenBank genome assembly. NCBI's taxonomy places the organism in Eukaryota, Metazoa, Mollusca, Cephalopoda, Sepiida, Sepiidae.